AAAUUGAGGGUUUUUUUGGCAUCUUAUCAAGCCCAACAGUGCUUUUGUUAAGGUUUAACUAACUCUGUCUAUUGUGAAAGAGCUGGUGUGAAACAAACGAAGACUUGGGUGCAACUAUUUUGGGACUGAAAGACAGCUGUUAUUUCAGAAUCAGAAGUAACAGCAGCCAGUGAAGAGAAUCCUGCAAAACUAUUUGUCAGCCUCUACCAAAACAGUGAUCGAAACUAUGCUCCAGCUCAAGCCUUUAUCUCUUGCUCUUAUCCUUUUACUUGCACACAUGAUGACUGAAACUGAAGCCAAAGCCAUCUCAAAGAGGCAUGUUCGUCGUGAUUGGCUGAUUAUUCCUGAUACAAUUGCAUUCAAUAUAUAUUCAUUAGUAAAUGAAGUAUCACCUGAAGCAGCUGAGUAUUUGUUUAAGGCUGUCCAAACACCAGUUAUUCUUGAAAUAAGGAACUUCCUGAUAAAAGAAACAACUAAGCUCAGUGUAAUGGCUGAACAACUGGGAGACAAAUUAUCUGGAUUAUGGAAAGACUUGAAAGAAUCAACACAAUAACACCUAUAUGAAUCUUGUGAAGUAUAUCCUUGUGUUUUUGUGCAUACAACAUAUCUUUAAAAAAUCAGUACUACAAAGGGAAAUCUUUGUGAAGGACGCUGGUAAAUAAAUAAGCUCCAUUCAGCAAGAAUAAAUUAUAAAGCUGCUUUCUUUAUAACAAAUGUUACUUGCUUCUGCUAUUGGAAAUAAUCACAAUACAACACU
Molecule: messenger RNA, 757 nt
Organism: Notechis scutatus (mainland tiger snake)
Lineage: Eukaryota; Metazoa; Chordata; Lepidosauria; Squamata; Elapidae
Product: apovitellenin-1-like
Biological process (GO): lipid metabolic process
Cellular component (GO): chylomicron
Molecular function (GO): enzyme inhibitor activity
Source: RefSeq, a predicted model, not a curated record